UUUUAACUUUAUGGAAAUGAAUAAGUUCUGGCUGAAUAUUCCCGGGGUUUUAUUCUGAUUUCGGCGGGCUCGGGUGUUCCUUUAACGGAGAGCGACAGAGCGGGUGGCCCCCCCCCCCGCCGGGCUCAGUGGAAUGUGCGGACUGGAGCCCGGUGCUCGGCCCCUGGCCCCCGGGACAAUGGCGUCGGUGCCGGUUUACUGCCUCUGCCGGUUACCGUACGAUGUGACCCGCUUCAUGAUCGAGUGCGAUGUGUGUCAGGACUGGUUCCACGGCAGCUGUGUCGGCGUGGAGGAGGACAAGGCGGCAGAGAUCGACUUGUACCACUGCCCCAACUGUGAGAAGGCGCAUGGACCCUCCGUGAUGAAAAGGAGGAAAAGCUGGCCGAAGCCAGAUAAUCUCUACACUGUGGACAGGUCACAGCCAGUCCAAACCGGGAGUCAGAUCUUUAUUAAAGAGCUCCGGAGCCGGACAUUUCCAAGUGCAGAUGAGGUGAUCCUGAAGCCGACGGGAUAUCAGCUGACAGUGGAGUAUCUGGAGGAGAACAGCUUCAGCGUACCCAUCCUGGUGGCCAAGAAGGACGGCCUGGGCAUGACUGUGCCCUCCAGUUCCUUCACCGUGAAUGACGUGGAGCGGUGCGUGGGCUCUGAGAAGAUUAUCGAUGUUAUCGACGUGACCCGCCAGGCUGACUGCAAGAUGAAACUCGGCGACUUUGUCAAAUACUACAACAGCAGCAAUCGGGAGAAAGUGCUGAACGUGAUCAGCCUGGAAUUCUCCGACACCAGGCUGUCCAAUCUCGUGGAGACCCCGAAGCUGGUGAGGAAGCUGUCCUGGGUCGAGAACCUGUGGCCGGAGUCCUCGCUCUUCGAGAGGCCCAGCGUCCAGAAGUACUGCCUGAUGGGGGUGAAGGACAGUUACACUGACUUCCACAUCGACUUUGGGGGCACGUCUGUCUGGUACCACGUUCUCAAGGGGGAGAAGAUCUUCUAUCUGAUUAGACCCACCAACGCGAAUCUGGCACUGUUCGAGCGCUGGAGCUCAUCCAACAACCAGAACGAGAUGUUCUACGGAGACCAGGUGGACAAGUGCUACACCUGCUUGGUGAAGCAGGGGCAGACUCUCUUUAUCCCGACUGGUUGGAUCCAUGCUGUACUCACACCAAUGGACUGCAUUGCAUUUGGUGGCAACUUUCUACACAGUCUCAACAUCGAAAUGCAGUUGAAAGCAUACGAGAUCGAGAAGAGGCUGAACACGGCCGACCUCUUUAAGUUCCCGAACUUCGAGACGAUCUGCUGGUACGUCGGGAAGCACUUGCUGGACACGUUCAGAGGCCUGCGUGAGAACCAGCGGCACCCAGCCAACUACCUCGUUCAUGGCGCCAAGUCGCUCAACGUGGCCUUCAGGUCAUGGAUCAAGAAGGAGGCGCUCUCCGAGCAUGAGGAUGAAAUUCCAGAGACCAUUCGGACAGCGCAGCUUAUCAAAGAUCUCGCCAAAGAGAUUCGCCUGGUGGACACUGUAGGGAAGGCGGGUGGGCCAUUUGGCCUCCACCGGAGUCCACAGACGCUGAACACUGCUGGCAACAGCGACAAGCCAGGCCGUAAGAAGGCAGGCCUGCCGAGGGACAGCGGGAAGAGGAAGGGAAAGAGAGGGAAGGAACCCGUUAGCCUGCUGACGCCAGACCUGGACCUCCUGGAGAUGCACACCAAACAAACGCUGAAGAAACUGGAGUCACCCAAGAAGGAAAAGCGCGACGUGCCCAGCUCUCAGCUGCAGCUGGAGACGCUCGACAGCGAGCUGGCAAUGGACGCCUCAGUCGGCCUGGACGACAGCAAGCUGCGGUUCGUUCUUUCCAAUGGGAAAAUAAUGAGUAACAAAGGGGUGAAGUUUCAGUCAGCCCCGGGGACGUUCGAGCCGCUCUUCGGCAUGCUGAAGGGGGUAAAGCGGUGCAUCAAGGACGAGUACGACUACGAUUCCGAGGACGACUUGCAGAUCGAUGAAACACCGCGGAAGGAGCGCAGGGUGAUGAACGCCAGUAAAAAGCUUCUGAAGCUGCCGCGUCGACUGCCUCGGGCGAAACCCUGUAAGGACCCCACCCGCAAGCGAGAGCCUGGCGAAGUGGACUUCGAUAUCGUGGAGGAUGAUUCGUCAGAUGAAGACUCAGCCAUUGACAUUGAUAUCAGUAAUGGAGCGGGUACGGCCGAUGCUGCUGGAGCAAGCAGCUCAGCUGGGAUUCUGGAUCUCCUCAAGGCCAGCAAGGAGGUUGGGGGCCUGGACUAUGCCUCGCAAAGCAGCCAGCCCCCAGCCUCACCCAGCACGCAGGAGGCUAUCCAGGGCAUGCUGUGCAUGGCCAACCUGCAGCAGGCCUCGCCGGGCUCCAGCCUCCAGGCCUGGUGGAACAGCAGCAGCCAGGAGCGGAACGGUGGCCUGCCCUCCUCCUCGUCCACCUGCUCGGCUGCCGCUCAGGCACACAGCAAGAAGACCAAGAGCAAAGCGGCUCAGCACCCCGCCAGCAAGAGCAGCGAGCUGCCCGGAAAUCGCAGUGGCGGCAGCGACAACGACAACGACAGCUACGACGACCAGGAGAGCCUGGGUGCCUGUUUCAAAGACUCUGACUAUGUGUAUCCAUCGCUUGAGUCGGAUGAUGAUGACCCCACUUUAAAGUCCCGGAAUAAGAAGAGACGGAGCAGUGACGAUGCACCGUGGAACCCGAAAGCUCGCGUAGCACCGACUCUUCCACGACAGGAGCGGCCGAUACGGGAAGGAACUCGCGUGGCCUCCAUUGAGACGGGACUUGCAGCAGCGGCAGCCAAACUGGCACAGCAGGAACACCAGAAGAUCCAGAAGAGGAAGGUCACCAAGAAGAAGCCGGCGACCGAUGAGGGGGCCAGUAAGCCACAGCCGGACAGCCCCGUGGUCGAGCCCAAGCCCGAAGUCUUCUCGGGGAGCCUGGUGGACCACGAGUACACUGCCGGCCCCAGCACCUUCGGCCUGCCGCAGAUCAGCCGCGGCUCCACGCCCAUGGCUCCAGGCGUCUUCCUCACGCAGCGCAGAGCGUCAUCCUCCUCGCAAGGCAGCCAAUCAGCAGGUAAACGUCCAAAGAAGGGUCUCGCGACGGCAAAACAGCGGCUGGGAAAGAUCCUAAAGAUCCAUCGGAACGGGAAGCUCUUGCUUUGAAUAUUUUUCUAUUUUAUAUAUGUUGGAAUUGAAAAGUGUUUGUAUAUCUCUGUACAGUGAAUUUCCCUCGCACAUUAAAUAUUAACCCCCCA
Carcharodon carcharias (great white shark) is the source of this 3264-nucleotide messenger RNA. It is a transcript of the gene phf8, whose product is annotated as PHD finger protein 8. Bases 134 to 3172 code for a protein of 1012 amino acids. Gene Ontology annotation, molecular function: histone demethylase activity; transcription coregulator activity. The record is from RefSeq and is a predicted model, not a curated record. The transcript has 21 exons. Gene Ontology annotation, biological process: regulation of transcription by RNA polymerase II; protein demethylation. Lineage: Eukaryota; Metazoa; Chordata; Chondrichthyes; Lamniformes; Lamnidae.